CUGGGAGGUGAUCACUACCCUCCCGAAGCUGAGGUUAUGGUCCCACUACUGUGCUAACGGAGGUUAAGUGCUCAACUCAAAAUCGUGUUUUAAAUCUGGGUUACGUGUGGCAGUGUGCUGUCUGUGUAUUUCUUUACAGUUCACGUGUGAUACGAACAAUUAUGUUGUAUUUUAUUUUGUCACAUUUUUCUAGCGUCAAACAUUUUGACUGGGAAAUACUGGCAUUAUUCAGGAAUGUACAGUUUUAAUUUUGUGUUUAUGGUCUUUGCAUCGGAUGUGAAUUCUGCACGAUUUCAUCUUCAGACUUAAAAAUGUAAAGUUACGUUCUGUAGGAAGAUGUUAUGGAUGGAGCGUUCAUGGACAACGUCAAGAACUGCAAAAAAAUACCGGGUCGAACAUGCAUAAACAUGGAUGCUGUCAUUCGCAAUUUCUUAACGGACCGCUCUGAGAUAUACCCCCAUUUACGUUUCUGUCAUCGCUAAUGAUACGGCAAACAUGCUGGGCAGCAGUGACGAAGGCGACCCCACGCCCACGGUAGAGGCCGAGUCCAUGGAGGACCCGCUGACAGUGGGACCGCCUUCACGUGACUCACAGAUGGCUGCAGCAGACGAGGAAGCCUCGCCAAUAGUGAGGCUUCGCGCUCAUCAUGAACUCAUGACUACCCAUGUCCCACCGGAGCUCGAACUCAGGGAACCUGGUUCCGGUGUGUGGACGAGGCAACAUGUGUCCCGGGGAACCCGUUACGGACCCUUCCUCGGAAAAUGGACACCGGAGCCACUCGACCCGCGAUACGCCUGGGAGGUCAGAGUCGUUGGGAGUGGGAUCCGGGGUUUCCUAGACGCGAGCGUCGAGUUCUGUAAUUGGUUAAAAUACGUCCGUUCUACGAAUGAGAGUGAGGCUCAGAAUGUACGCACCUUGCUAUUGGCUGGCCAGAUAUUCUAUGAAACGACAGCCGAGGUUGGGUCGGGAGAGGAACUGCUACUGGGGCCCCGGGAACCUCUGCAACUCGACAUGUUCGGGGAGUCGACCACAACUUCUGAAGACCGCAGCGACAGAGAGACCGAGUCCCAGCAUUCGGGGACAGUCGACGACGAGCGGGACGAAGGGGAGGAGGAUGCGGAGGACACCCGGUGCGCCCUCUGCAGCAAGGACUUCCCUGAUACCGACCAAUUGGACGAGCACCUCGUAACGAACCACCGGUACCCGGCCGACCAGUACAAGUGUGAGCUGUGCCCUCGAGCCUUUUCCUGGAGGCCCAGUCUUCAGCGACAUCGGGCUCUUAGUCACGAAGAGAUCCGAAAGUACCCCUGCGAAAACUGCAGCAAGGUGUUUACGGAUCCAAGCAACCUACAGCGCCACAUUCGAACGCACCACGUGGGCGCCCGUUCGCACGCUUGUCCCGAGUGUGGCAAGACGUUCGCCACGUCAUCAGGGCUCAAGCAACAUACACAUAUCCAUUCGAGCGUGAAGCCUUUCCAGUGUGAAGUGUGCUUCAAGGCCUACACGCAGUUCUCGAACCUGUGCCGCCACAAACGCAUGCACGCGGACUGCCGCAUGCAGAUCAAGUGUGUGAAGUGUGGCCAGUCCUUCAGUACUGUCACGUCACUCUCAAAGCACAAAAGAUUCUGCGAUUCCACUACGACGUCAGGCGGAGGCGGCGCUCAUCCUCCAUCCCAGCAUCACCCUCCCUUACCUCCAAAUCCCGCCUCCGCCAUGACCCAUCUUCCGCAUCCACACCCUCAGCCUGGGAACAGCACCAAUCCUUUCCUUAUGUACUCGCGACCUCCAGCAGGACUUCCUUUUUAUCCUUCUCCUCUCAUCAGUCCGUACCCUUCAAUUUUUCAUCAUGCUUCCCCCCAUCCAUCCCAUUCAUUUCUUAGCAGUCCGUUAUUGUUCCCCGCUGGACAUCACGCCAAGCUUCUGGAUGAUGAUCAUCUAUCAAAACACAACACUGGGCUGACCGCAGAGUGCAGUCAGCGCCAGCAGGUCUCUCUUCAGCGUCGUGACGGUAACGGACAAGACCAACAGUUGCUUUCCGAGAGGAAUAGUACAGAAAGCUUGAGGAAUGGACAGUCCCUCACACCACCUCACAUGGCCGCAGGACAUAACAAAAUUUCGCCACCCUCAGCGGAUGAGGCAGCGUCACAACUCCGGCCGUCACCAGCGCGACCCCCCUUGAGUGCAAGUGGAGGUUCUACGUACCCCAAUCCCAGAGACUCACUCCCUACAGCCAGUGAACUUCGCAUGUCUGAAGAUGAUGAUAAUGAACAAGAGUGUUUACCAAGAGAUUUGUCUGCAGGGAGUGACACCCGUACACUUUCUCAGGAACCAGAAAAACGUGUUGAACACGAAGAGACAAGACCAGGAUCGACAAACAGCGCUGAGAAAUCUGAAGGUGAAGAACCACUUGAUCUUCGAGUGGAACGUAAAAGAAGACACGACAAAGACGAUGACGUGAAAGAACGUGAAGAACACCGUCCAUUUGUAUGUGCAUCUCCUCCUGCGAUGCAAAAGGUGAGCGAAUCAAAGGAAGGUGUCGCGGGUUCAGAAAAACGGUCGGUCCAAUCUCCAGUUAGACAACAGUCUCCACGGGAGCCACGGUCACUCCCACCACCACACCCUCUACCACCACAAGCACCACAAACGAAUCACCCGACACGAAGCCCUCUGCCAGAAAAAGUUCCAUCUUCGCUUGCGGUCAGCAUUUCGCCGACAAUGGCCUAUCCACGCCCAAUUCACCCCAUGUUCCUUGAGGCGAUGUACCGACCUCCAUUCCCAAGCUUCCCACCACCGCCACCGGGUCCAGGUCAUCACGACCGUCUUUUGCCCCCGCCACCACCACCGUUUGGAAGAUUUCCUUUUCUUGGACCUUUGGUUAAUGGUAUCAGUAAUGGCCACAUUGGGAACAGGCCACCGUUUGACCUUCUAAGAGCACCAUUGUCUGGUUUCGGUUCCAGUAAACCUUACCAAGAUGUCUUAAGUCCACACCUCGGAGCCAACAAUGGCGGUGGGGGUGCUGGCAACAGCGGUGGUAAACUGAAGGAUCGCUAUUCGUGCAAGUUCUGUGGCAAAGUGUUCCCCAGAUCCGCCAACCUGACCCGCCAUCUACGUACCCACACAGGGGAACAACCGUACAAGUGCAAAUACUGUGAGCGGUCUUUCAGCAUCUCGUCCAACCUGCAACGCCACGUGCGUAAUAUCCACAACAAAGAGAAGCCUUUCAAAUGCCCUCUGUGCGAGCGAUGCUUCGGCCAGCAGACCAACCUGGACCGGCACCUUAAGAAGCAUGAGACCGAUGACGGCAGUGGCGUGGUUUCAGUGGCGGACAGCCCAGGAAGUAGUAAUGAAAACGAUCGCGAGGACUCGUGUUUUGAUGAAAUACGAAGUUUCAUGGGGAAAGUGACCAACAGUGGUGCUGGAGAUCAUCUCAGCAAUAACCUUAUAAGCCUUCAAACACAUCUGUACAGUACUCCUCGUAUGUCUUUCCCUCAUGUGACUGACGUGGUGCAGAAGGAAGAUGAGGACUCAGAAGGUCUAUCAGAAGAAGUGGUAUCUCCGUCCAGGUACCGAGAAGAGAGGCUGAAGCUUCACCCUUCUGAGGACUCUCCUUUGUCCAUGAUGGUCAACCAGUCUCCUGUCUCUUAUGAAGUGAAAGUGAAAACUGAGAACCCAAUAAAAGAAGAACCUGCAGCCACCAAUAAUAACUGCAAUGAACAAGAAGCCAUACAAGUCUCCACCUAGCGAUAAGAGAUUUAAACACACUCUUGGUGCAGUCAGGGCAGAAACAAUUGAUGUGGCUCGAGAAUAUAUUCUGCAGAUCACAACAGAAAAAACAUUUAUUAGAUGGAAUAUAAUUUAAAAUGUAUAGAAAUAAAUUGGACUGAUUCUGGUUUGGCUGCACCAGACAUGAAUACACUACACGCAGUUUACGCUGUCAUCUCAAUAAAAUAGUUCCUAGAAUUGAAACAAAGAAAGGAAUAUUGGACGUUAUUACGACAUUUUAAACUCAUUUACGGACUUCAAAUAUAGGACAGGGUCUUGCACUGAUUACAUAGCUAAAUCUUUUUUGUCUGAUACAGCUUAGAACCCAUGUAUAGAUACUGUUCCACUCUUGGAUACUAUUAGGUGGAAGCUUCGUGAAUGGUUGCUGAAAUGCAGUUUAACAAGGCAAGAAUCCCAAUAUCUCAUCGGAUCAACUGUGUGUGAAUGUGUGAUGUAUAUAGGCUAUACGUAAUGGUUUGAGUGUAUUAAAAAUAAAUGAUAGUCACUAUAGCCAAAGGUUAAUAUUUCCCUAAAUGUACAAAUUAUGGAAAAUAAAAUAAAUUUGUGUUGCAUGAAAGAGAAAGUGUUGACACGAAAAAUGCUUUCAACUUCAUAACACAAAAUACAUACUAAUGAAAGUAAUCCAGAAAUGGCACAAUGUUGUAUUCUAAGAUUUAAAUAGUCACAGUUUACUUACUGUACAUUUUAUGAUUACCUACAAGCACAAAAUACUUCUCAACACAUUUAAUGUGUUCAUUCUAAAAUAAUAUUUAAUCAGUCCAUUAACUCAAAAAGGCAGAAGUGAGAGCUAAUAACAAGAAGAAAAUAAAAGUUUUACAAAAGGCAGGCCUUUUCAUCAACUUGACGUUUGUAUAAGUAAUAAUUUCUAGAUACAAAUAUUUGUGAUGUCACCUACAUUCAAAAUACAGAUUAAUCUCUAAGUAUUUAUUAUACUUUUUUGCACUAAAAUAGUUAAUUGCCAAAGAAUUUGCAGUAAUUUAUGUUUCUUUGGCUUCAGACCAAAAUAUUCCUGUGCACCGAAACUCUUUAAGCUUAAAACAGUUUCUUAGUUAAAUCAUAAUUUUGUGUAGAUAUAUAGUCAAUUCUCUGCUACAUUGUUCUAAUUUCGUUUUGACCCUUCACAUACACUUGAGUCUGGUUUCAUAAAUAUUCUAAUUAUAUCAUUCAGCUUUAUACAUUAUGUUGUCCCUACAGCAAGUUAAUGUAAAAUAAUACUUUAGUUCUUAUGUCCUUAAUUCAUUGUUUAAUCCACCAAAACACACGCAUUAUUGCAUGUACUUCAUGCUUUUUUAAGAAAAAUCUCUACACUUUGCCUGCAGUGUUAUGGGUUCUGAAUGACUCUCACAAAUUACAGACUUUAUUUUUUGCACAGCUUAAACCGACUGAUGGAGAAACAAUGUUUUCUGUGAGGUUUGCUAUGAAUUUCUAAGCAUUAUUCACACGAAUACCAGGGUCCAAAAAAUUAAAACCCAAUCAUAUUUAUUCAGAUAAUGUUAUUAUCUUAAUAGCAAUUAAAAAUAAUACAUUUCAGAUAUGGGCAUAUUAGAAUUUCAAAUGAACACAGUGGUGUGGUAUUUAUAUUUCUAUGGACAAAUAAUGCUUCUCCAAAGAAAACGAAUCUGUACUAUAUUACAUAUCAAUAUAAAUUCAUAAUUCUUUCUGCAGCAACACAAAACAAUGGAUGAAGGACUGAGAACUCUGUUAAGGUUAAGAUAAUAUGAAUAUUAUUCACAAACACAGUACAUAAGUUAUAAAAGAUUUCGUGUUCUACGUCAUUUAUAAGUAUGAAGAGGCUAUAGUUUGGCUCCAAAUGUUUCAUUUUAAUCUAAAUACUAGGCUACCAAUCUCAUAUGAAUAGAUUAUACUGUACUAAUCAAUAACACGAUUUAAUUUUGGUUUAAAUGUUUGAAAAAAAAAGGUGUCACACAAUGUAAAAACACACUAUUUUUACUUUGUCCAUUUUAUGUUUUCCACAUUAAUUUGAAAUUGAGUUCUGUUUCCCUCAUUAGGUGGACAGGAUAUGAAGAAACUCCUAUGCGGUCUUCUAAUGCGAAGGACCAGGUUAUGAGAUCGGUACCAAGGAGCCCAAAAGUGUAGGAAUUUAUUUGCAUCCUGCCCACCUGAAGAUGAAAAUAGAGCACAUUUAGGAAACCUGGUUCAUACGUACAGAACUAAGAUGAUGGCCAAAAUCCAAGACAAGAUGGGUUCUUAAAUAUUACAACAUAUAUAAUAUAUUUCAGCCUCCUCGGUUCUAAAAGAAGUUGAGCGCCACACAGAAGUCAGUACACAUUUCACUACUGAUGACACAUGACUGAACUCUCCUGGUGAGAAUUUGAACUUUUAUUCCUGAAUCAUCUGGCACUAGCAGAUUGAAUUAAUUCGCUGUGUAUGUUCAACAAGUAUUACUUUCAUAAAUUUAUCGUAACAAUUUUUAUUUUAUUUAAAACAAUUAUACGAUUUCCAUUUGAUAUACCUUACAUAUAUGUGUUUGCUCUAUUCAAUUAAAUGGUAAUAUUUAUUGUUUUCAAAUAACUAAACUCUUUCUAAUUACUUAACUCUGUAUUAUAAUGACUAUAUACACACCCUACAAUUUGUAUCAUACAUGCCAAAACAUAUCAAACACAAAAUACUACCAUUAUGAAAAAGCUCACGGAAGAAAUGUGAUGAUAGUCUAAUUUCAUAUUUCAUAAUUAAGUGCAACAUACUCGCUUCGUGGAAACGCAGAGUUCCUGGGACACAUACUCAUAAAAUUUAACGUUCAUAACAAAUAUUAUCAUAUUCACAUCUAAUUAAAAUCGGUUCUAUCUAGUGGUUCGCCGAAACAAAUUAUCUUAAGAAUUUAAAUAAUAAAAUAUUAUGAAUCGAGGCUAUGGUAAAAAUUCAACGCUUUACAAAGAGUUUUAAGAAUGCAAAUCUUUGUCACAUUCAAGUGGAUUGACUGUAGACUACAUUCUAUAAUAAGCGUAAGCUUCAUAAAUUGUGUUAAUAAUUUAAAUCGUCAGUUUAAAUGAUUUGACUACAAGGUAUAUUCUGCAGCAACAAUGCAGAAAUUUUAAAAUUAUAUUUAGCUUUUACAUCUCGAGAAUAUUUAAAUUAUUUGAAUAUUUAUUCUAUUGCAAGAGUGCAUAAAGUUCAAAGCUUCACAAGGUUAAAGCCACAAAUCUUAUAAAAAUAUUACGUGUUUACACAUCAAAGUUUUAGACAUUAGGAACAGUGAUAAUGUCAAUGACCACUUAUCUGUAAAUAAUAUUUUGUGUGUGUGUGUGGACGAAACGUGUCACCAUGCUGUCCGAGUAUCUGUCACUAUCAACACCCCAGUCUUUUUCAUUUUUUUGCUUCUCAUAGAACAAAACUCAUGUCGAACUGUUUCCGCCUGUCUGACGUGAGAUUCCAGUUUACCGUUUUAAAUCUUUCAGAAUAAUAACUAUUUAUGAUGAUAUAGUAAUAUCUGUGUAUGUUCUUUGAUUGUUACAUAAGGUGUGUAUAGUGUUGAAUGCCUCAAGAGACUUCGUUAGAGAAGACAAGAAUGUGUAAUAAACAUCAUAUUCAUUACCUGAUUCCUAACGUCUUCUUACUUUAUUAAGGACCUAAUUUCUG
Molecule: messenger RNA, 7380 nt
Organism: Cryptotermes secundus
Lineage: Eukaryota; Metazoa; Arthropoda; Insecta; Blattodea; Kalotermitidae
Product: histone-lysine N-methyltransferase MECOM
Exons: 7
Coding region: 496-3741 (1081 amino acids)
Biological process (GO): regulation of transcription by RNA polymerase II
Cellular component (GO): nucleus
Molecular function (GO): DNA-binding transcription activator activity, RNA polymerase II-specific; RNA polymerase II cis-regulatory region sequence-specific DNA binding
Source: RefSeq, a predicted model, not a curated record